CCUAAGGGCACACAAUGGGGUACCAGCUUGCCAGUCUGCUGGUCUUGUUGUUGGCAUUUACCACUGCAACUGGUUAUGAAGUUAUCACAGGUCGAGUCCGUAAUCAUGGUCACUCUGUCUGCAGUGCAUGGGGCAACUUUCAUUACAAGACCUUCGAUGGAGAUGUAUAUCAAUUCCCUGGUACUUGCACCUACAACCUGGCCUCAGACUGCCAGAACGAUUACCAAGAGUUCUCCAUCCAUUUAAGCCGUCAUGUGCAAGAUGGUAACACCUUCAUCAACAAACUCAUUGUGACCAUCAAGGAUGUCAUUGUUCAGUUAAAGAACAAUUUAGUGGUGGUGAAUGGGGAAAUUGCCAUGACACCUUACUACAGCUUUGGAAUUCUCAUCCAUAAGAGUAAUGGCUACAUUAAGUUAUACACAAAGAUGGGUCUGACCCUUAUGUGGAACCAAGAAGAUGCUGUUAUGGUGGAAUUGGAUUCAAAGUUUAACAACAGAACCUGCGGCUUGUGUGGAGACUAUAAUGGUGUUCCUAUCUAUGAUGAAUUUGUCUCUGAAGGUAUUUCUCUCAAACCUAUUCAAUUUGGAAUCCUGCAGAACAUUCAUGAUCCAAAUGAUAAGUGUAGCGAUCCAGAUGAGACCCAAAUCGCCGAUACCUCCCACUGCUCUAAAUAUCGCUCAGUAUGCGAACAGCACCUGGAUCAGUCUGCCUUUUCAGACUGCAGCAGUCUCCUGGAUCUGGAGUCUUACAUUCAAGCCUGUACAGUGGACCUGUGCUUUUGUGAUGAAUCUCAGUUGACCUCCUGUGUCUGUAACACCAUCACAGAAUACUCCAGACAAUGCUCACAUGCAGGGGGGAGACCAGGGAUAUGGAGAACUCAGUCAUUCUGCAAUAAAGAAUGUCCUGGUAACAUGAUCUACCAAGAAAGUGCCUCACCCUGCAUGAGCACGUGCUCCCACCUGGCGGUACACAGCUUGUGUGAAGAACAUUACAUGGAUGGCUGCUUUUGUCCUGAGGGAACUGUGCAGGAUGAUCUUACUAAUAAGGGCUGUGUAGAAGUGACGGAAUGUCAUUGCAAACAUCAAGGAGUUCUAUAUACACCAGGUCAAAAAAUACAACAAGACUGUGAUGAAUGCCUCUGUGUCUCUGGAAGAUGGAGCUGCACAGACAAUGCCUGUUCUGGACUUUGUGCCAUUGAGGGUGGAGCUCAUUUCACUACUUUUGAUGGCAAAUCAUACAUUUUUCAUGGAGACUGCUAUUAUAUUCUUUCUAAGGGAAUUGGAAAUGAAUCUGAUAUUGUAGUAGGAGAGCUGACACCAUGCAGUUCCGCUAAUGGAGAUACUUGCCUCAAAUCUGUUGUGCUCGUUACUGACAACAAAAAAAAUAUUGUUGCCUUCAAAGCAGAUGGCUCUGUAUUGCUAAAUGAAUUGGAAGUGUCCUUGCCUCAUGUGACAGCAAGUUUUUCCAUUGUAAAGCCCUUGGAUUCAUACAUUAUUGUACAGACAUCUAGUCUCCAACUGCAGAUCCAGCUACAGCCAAUAAUGCAGCUAUAUAUUAAUGUGGAGAAAAAUGCUCGGGGAUCAUUGCAAGGUCUUUGUGGAGACUUUAAUUCCAAGGAAGGAGAUGACUUUAAAACAUCUGGAGGACUAGUUGAAGCUACCGCCUCUGCAUUUGCCAACACCUGGAAGGCUCAGCCUAGCUGCCAUGACAAGACCGAACUGAUAGAAGACCCAUGCAGCAUUAGCAUUGAGAACAAAAUGUAUGCUGAAUACUGGUGUUCAUUCUUGGAAAAAGAAGAGUCGGUUUUUGCUAAGUGCCAUUCUACAAUAGAUGUAUCUAAAUAUGCUAAGAGAUGUCGAUAUGAUGCAUGUAGCUGUAAAAACAGUGAAGUCUGUAUGUGUGCAGCUGUCUCUUCUUAUGUCAGGGCCUGCGCUGCUAAAGGAAUCAUCUUGUGGGGCUGGAAAAAUGGAAUCUGCGACAAGGACAUUGCUACAUGCCCAACAUCCCAGGUCUACUUAUACAACCUCACCACUUGCCAGCCAACAUGCCGUUCUUUGGCAGAAGGAGAGAAAGUGUGCUCUAGCAUGUUCACACCAGUAGAUGGUUGUGGAUGUCCAGCAGGAGAGUAUCUAAAUGAAGAUGGAGAGUGUGUGCCAAUAUCCAAAUGCUCUUGCUUCUACCAUGGAAUGUACUAUCAGGCACAAGAAUUGAUUCACAUACAGAAUGAUUUAUGCACUUGUCGAAAUGGAAUAAUGCACUGCACCACGCAUGUGGCUGAAGAUUGCCCAGAUGGGAAGGUAUUUUUUGAUUGCAACAAGGUCCCUACAGAAGGUUUAAAGACUCCAGCGUACCGGAGCUGCCAGACGUUAAGCGUUGAAUACUUUAAAACAGAAUGCAUCUCUGGCUGUGUUUGUCCCAAUGGGUUGUUGGAUGAUGGCGCAGGUGGCUGUGUCCAUGAAGAUAGCUGUCCUUGUGUUCACAAUGAAGACAUUUUCCCUCAUGGGACCAAAGUUAAUGUGGACUGCAAUACAUGCUUGUGUCAGAAAGGUCGAUGGACAUGUACCGAUUCUCCAUGUUACGGGACGUGUACAAUAUAUGGCAAUGGUCAUUAUGUAACCUUUGAUGGUAAAUUCUAUGACUUUGAUGGAAACUGCGAAUUUGUGGCUGCCCAGGAUUACUGUGGGAUUCAUGGUUCCCAUGGCAAUUUCAGUGUCAUUACUGAGAACAUCCCGUGUGGUACUACAGGUACUACAUGUUCAAAAGCUAUUAAAAUAUUCAUUGGGAGCACUGAACUGAAGCUGGCAGACAAACAUUUGGAAGAAACAUUAGGCGACAUUAGCAAACGUGUACAUUAUAGAACUCGAGAGGUUGGACUUUACCUGGUGAUUGAAGCCAACAAUGGCAUUCUUCUGAUUUGGGACAGGAAGACCACAAUAUUCAUUAAGGUGUCUCCCCUAUUCAAGGGUAAAGUCUGUGGUUUAUGUGGAAAUUUUGAUGACAACUCCAAGAAUGACUUUACAACCAGCCACAUGCUACAAGUCAACAAUGUGCUAGAGUUUGGUAACAGUUGGAAGGCCAAACCUACUUGUCCAGAUGUAACAGAAGAGGUCCAUCCCUGCAGUCUAAACCCACAUCGUCACUCAUGGGCAGAAAAACAGUGUGGUCUUAUUAAAAGUGAUGUUUUCAAAGUCUGCCACAGCAAGGUGGAUCCAACACUGUUUUAUGAAGCUUGUGUUAAUGAUGCCUGCUCCUGUGAUAGUGGUGGGGACUGUGAAUGCUUCUGUACCGCAGUUGCUGCCUAUGCUCAGGAGUGCACAAAGGCAGGAGCCUGUGUCUAUUGGAGAACACCAGACAUAUGUCCCAUAUUUUGUGACUACUACAACCCUGAGGAUGAGUGUGAGUGGCACUACCACCCAUGUGGUAGUGACAACAUAAAGACCUGCCGCUCCAUCAACGGUAUCGAUACUAAUGUUACCAUCAAUUACUUGGAAGGCUGUUAUCCAACUUGUCCACCUGACAAACCUAUUUUUGAUGAAUCCAAGAAGAUAUGUGUUAAAGAAGAAGAGUGUGGUUGCUUUAUCGACGGUAAACAAUAUGAGCCUGGUAGCAUUGUGCCUUCAGACGUCAAGUGUCACACAUGUGUAUGUACAGCUAAAUCUGAAGUUGACUGCAAAUAUGAUCAGUCAGCUUGUUUCUGCAUUGUCAAUGGUACAAGAUAUGAAGAAAAUGAUAUCAUCUACUCUGGAGUAGAGUCUGGAAUCUGCUUUGUUGUAAGAUGUGUAAAUGGAACAGAGAAGGUAGAAAUGGAACCUUGUUCGACCACAACAGUAGUAACAACAACAAGUGCUGUUACUUCUACUCAGACCGUCUCUACCACAACAGUGAUUCCUCCAUCUACUACUCUUGGUUCAACAACUUGCAUUCUUGAAUUUGUUUGUAAGUGGACAGAAUGGUAUGAUGUCAGUACACCACAGAAAGACCCGGAAGGUGGUGAAUAUGAAACAUAUGAUGAGAUUAGGAAACACCACUCAUUCUGUAAUGCUCCUCAUGAUAUUCAAUGCAGAGCAGUUGGAGCGCCUGAUGUAAAUUUGGAUAGCAUAGGACAGACAGUCCAUUGCGAUGUAUCAUAUGGACUAGUUUGUAGAAAUAAUGAGCAGAAGCAACAAGACAGCCUUUGGCAAAUCUGUUAUGACUAUGAGGUCCGUAUGAACUGCUGCGAAUGGAUCUGUGCAACCCCGACAACAAUCCCACCAAGUUCUACCACAACAACAAAAACAACAACCUCUCCAGCCACCUCAACUCCAAGCCCACCAUCAACAACAAGCUCACCAAGUACUACCACAACAACAGAUACAACAACCUCCUCAACUCCCUCAACUACAAGCCCACCAAGUACUCCCACAACAACAGAAACAACAACCUCCUCAACUCCCUCAACUACAAGCCCGACAUCAACAAGUACUCCCACAACAACAGAAACAACAACCUCCUCAAAUCCUUCAACAACAAGUCCAACUUCAACAAGUACUUCCACAACAGAGAGUACAACAACACCUACUAUAUCAACGGAAACAUCAACCUCAGAAGUCACAAGUCCUACAACUAGCAGUGUGACUUUCACUACUACGAUAACACCCGCAACUACAACAUGUACCACUGAAGAAACGCCUGAAACUACUCCAACGUUCAGUCCAAGUGUCUCACCUACACCCACCUGUGUCCCUGUAAAAGAAUGCAAGUGGUCAGAUUGGUUUGAUGUAAGCUACCCUAAAUAUGAGGAGAAUGGGGGUGAUUUUGAAACUUAUGAGAACAUUCGCAAAGAAGGACAUGAGAUCUGUGAUAAGCCAGAUAACAUUUCCUGCAGAGCAGAGAGAUACAAAGAUGUCCCACUGGACCAACUGGGUCAGAUUGUGACCUGUGAUGUAUCCAGUGGACUUGUCUGUUAUAACAAAGACCAGACCAGCGGAUUCCUUCCUGUGUGUUACAACUAUCAGAUAAGUGUUUACUGCUGUGAAGAACAUUAUGAUCAAGAGGACUGCAUAAGUACAACCGCAUCUACCACCACAUCAAGCACACCCCAAACAACUACACCUGCGUCUACAACAGUUACAACAACUACUCCUUCCUCUUCAACAAGCACAACAGAACUAACAACCAGCCCAACAAGACCUACUGAAUCUACAACAUCCUCGGUGACAACCUCUCCAACAAUUUCAAGUACAUCUAUCACCACAUCAAGCACAACCCAAACUACAAUUCCUCCUACAUCUGAGACAACCACCACAAUAAGCACCUCCCAAACAACUACCCCUACAACUACCACAACGAGCACACCUGAAACAAAUACCCUUACAAUUACCACAAUAAGCACACCCCAAACAACUACCCCUGCAUCUACAACAGUUACAACAACCACUCCUUCCUCUACAACAAGCACAACAGAACUCACAACCAGCCCAACAAGUCCUACUGAAUCUACAACAACCUCGGUGACCACCUCUCCAACAAUUUCAAGCACCUGUGUCCCUGUAAAAGAAUGCAAGUGGUCAGAUUGGUUUGAUGUAAGCUACCCUAAAUAUGAGGAGAAUGGGGGUGAUUUUGAAACCUAUGAGAACAUUCGCAAAGAAGGACAUGAGAUCUGUGAUAAGCCAGAGAACAUUUCCUGCAGAGCAGAGAGAUACAAAGAUGUCCCACUGGACCAGCUCGGUCAGAUUGUGACCUGUGAUGUUUCCAGUGGACUUGUCUGUUAUAACAAAGACCAGACCAGCGGAUUCCUUCCUGUGUGUUACAACUAUCAGAUAAGUGUUUACUGCUGUGAAGAACAUUAUGAUCAAGAGGAUUGUAUAAGUACAACCGCAUCUACCACCACAUCAAGCACACCCCAAACAACUACCACUACAACUAUAACAAGCACACCCCAAACAACUACACCUGCGUCUACAACAGUUACAACAACUACUCCUUCCUCUUCAACAAGCACAACAGAACUCACAACCAGCCCAACAAGACCUACUGAAUCUACAACAUCCUCGGUGACAACCUCUCCAACAAUUUCAAGUACAUCUAUCACCACAUCAAGCACAACCCAAACUACAAUUCCUCCUACAUCUGAGACAACCACCACAAUAAGCACCUCCCAAACAACUACCACAACGAGCACACCUGAAACAAAUACCCCUACAAUUAGCACAAUAAGCACACCCCAAACAACUACCCCUGCAUCUACAACAGUUACAACAACCACUCCUUCCUCUACAACAAGCUCAACAGAACUCACAACCAGGCCAACAAGUCCUACUGAAUCUACAACAACCUCGGUGACCACCUCUCCAACAAUUUCAACCACCUGUGUCCCUGUAAAAGAAUGCAAGUGGUCAGAUUGGUUUGAUGUAAGCUACCCUAAAUAUGAGGAGAAUGGGGGUGAUUUUGAAACCUAUGAGAACAUUCGCAAAGAAGGACAUGAGAUCUGUGAUAAGCCAGAGAACAUUUCCUGCAGAGCAGAGAGAUACAAAGAUGUCCCACUGGACCAGCUCGGUCAGAUUGUGACCUGUGAUGUUUCCAGUGGACUUGUCUGUUAUAACAAAGACCAGACCAGCGGAUUCCUUCCUGUGUGUUACAACUAUCAGAUAAGUGUUUACUGCUGUGAAGAACAUUAUGAUCAAGAGGAUUGUAUAAGUACAACCGCAUCUACCACCACAUCAAGCACACCCCAAACAACUACCACUACAACUAUAACAAGCACACCCCAAACAACUACACCUGCGUCUACAACAGUUACAACAACUACUCCUUCCUCUUCAACAAGCACAACAGAACUCACAACCAGCCCAACAAGACCUACUGAAUCUACAACAUCCUCGGUGACAACCUCUCCAACAAUUUCAAGUACAUCUAUCACCACAUCAAGCACAACCCAAACUACAAUUCCUCCUACAUCUGAGACAACCACCACAAUAAGCACCUCCCAAACAACUACCACAACGAGCACACCUGAAACAAAUACCCCUACAAUUAGCACAAUAAGCACACCCCAAACAACUACCCCUGCAUCUACAACAGUUACAACAACCACUCCUUCCUCUACAACAAGCUCAACAGAACUCACAACCAGGCCAACAAGUCCUACUGAAUCUACAACAACCUCGGUGACCACCUCUCCAACAAUUUCAACCACCUGUGUCCCUGUAAAAGAAUGCAAGUGGUCAGAUUGGUUUGAUGUAAGCUACCCUAAAUAUGAAGAGAAUGGGGGUGAUUUUGAAACCUAUGAGAACAUUCGCAAAGAAGGACAUGAGAUCUGUGAUAAGCCAGAGAACAUUUCCUGCAGAGCAGAGAGAUACAAAGAUGUCCCACUGGACCAGCUCGGUCAGAUUGUGACCUGUGAUGUUUCCAGUGGACUUGUCUGUUAUAACAAAGACCAGACCAGCGGAUUCCUUCCUGUGUGUUACAACUAUCAGAUUAGUGUAUACUGCUGUGAAGAACAUUAUGAUCAAGAGGAUUGCAUAAGUACAACCGCAUCUACCACCACAUCAAGCACACCCCAAACAACUACACCUGCAUCUACAACAGUUACAACAACUACUCCUCCCUCUACAACAAGCACAACAGAACUCACAACAAGCCCAACAAUACCUACUGAAUCUACAACAUCCUCGGUGACCACCUCUCCAACAAUUUCAAGAACAUCUAUCACCACAUCAAGCACAACCCAAACUGCAAUUCCUCCUACAUCUGCGACAACUACCACAAUCAGCACCUCCCAAACAACUACCCCUACAACCACCACAACGAGCACACCUGAAACAAAUACCCCUACAAUUACCACAAUAAGCACACCCCAAACAACUACCCCUGCAUCUACAACAGCUACAACAACCACUCCUUCCUCUUCAACAAGCACAACAGAACUCACAACUAGCCCAACAAGACCUACUGAAUCUACAACAUCCUCGGUGACAACCUCUCCAACAAUUUCAAGUACAUCUAUCUCCACAUCAAGCACAACCCAAACUACAAUUUCUCCUACAUCUGCGACAACUACCACAAUCAGCACCUCCCAAACAACUACCCCUAAAACUACCACAACGAGCACACCUGAAACAAAUACCCCUACAAUUACCACAAUAAGCACACCCCAAACAACUACCCCUGCAUCUACAACAGUUACAACAACCACUACUUCCUCUACAACAAGCACAACAGAACUCACAACCAGCCCAACAAGUCCUACUGAAUCUACAACAACCUCAGUGACCACCUCUCCAACAAUUUCAAGCACCUGUGUCCCUGUAAAAGAAUGCAAGUGGUCAGAUUGGUUUGAUGUAAGCUACCCUAAAUAUGAGGAGAAUGGGGGUGAUUUUGAAACCUAUGAGAACAUUCGCAAAGAAGGACAUGAGAUCUGUGAUAAGCCAGAGAACAUUUCCUGCAGAGCAGAGAGAUACAAAGAUGUCCCACUGGACCAGCUCGGUCAGAUUGUGACCUGUGAUGUUUCCAGUGGACUUGUCUGUUAUAACAAAGACCAGACCAGCGGAUUCCUUCCUGUGUGUUACAACUAUCAGAUAAGUGUUUACUGCUGUGAAGAACAUUAUGAUCAAGAGGAUUGUAUAAGUACAACCGCAUCUACCACCACAUCAAGCACACCCCAAACAACUACCACUACAACUAUAACAAGCACACCCCAAACAACUACACCUGCGUCUACAACAGUUACAACAACUACUCCUUCCUCUUCAACAAGCACAACAGAACUCACAACCAGCCCAACAAGACCUACUGAAUCUACAACAUCCUCGGUGACAACCUCUCCAACAAUUUCAAGUACAUCUAUCACCACAUCAAGCACAACCCAAACUACAAUUCCUCCUACAUCUGAGACAACCACCACAAUAAGCACCUCCCAAACAACUACCACAACGAGCACACCUGAAACAAAUACCCCUACAAUUAGCACAAUAAGCACACCCCAAACAACUACCCCUGCAUCUACAACAGUUACAACAACCACUCCUUCCUCUACAACAAGCUCAACAGAACUCACAACCAGGCCAACAAGUCCUACUGAAUCUACAACAACCUCGGUGACCACCUCUCCAACAAUUUCAACCACCUGUGUCCCUGUAAAAGAAUGCAAGUGGUCAGAUUGGUUUGAUGUAAGCUACCCUAAAUAUGAAGAGAAUGGGGGUGAUUUUGAAACCUAUGAGAACAUUCGCAAAGAAGGACAUGAGAUCUGUGAUAAGCCAGAGAACAUUUCCUGCAGAGCAGAGAGAUACAAAGAUGUCCCACUGGACCAGCUCGGUCAGAUUGUGACCUGUGAUGUUUCCAGUGGACUUGUCUGUUAUAACAAAGACCAGACCAGCGGAUUCCUUCCUGUGUGUUACAACUAUCAGAUUAGUGUAUACUGCUGUGAAGAACAUUAUGAUCAAGAGGAUUGUAUAAGUACAACCGCAUCUACCACCACAUCAAGCUCACCCCAAACAACUACACCUGCAUCUACAACAGUUACAACAACUACUCCUCCCUCUACAACAAGCACAACAGAACUCACAACAAGCCCAACAAUACCUACUGAAUCUACAACAUCCUCGGUGACCACCUCUCCAACAAUUUCAAGAACAUCUAUCACCACAUCAAGCACAACCCAAACUGCAAUUCCUCCUACAUCUGAGACAACUACCACAAUAAGCACCUCCCAAACAACUACCCCUACAACCACCACAACGAGCACACCUGAAACAAAUACCCCUACAAUUACCACAAUAAGCACACCCCAAACAACUACCCCUGCAUCUACAACAGCUACAACAACCACUCCUUCCUCUUCAACAAGCACAACAGAACUCACAACUAGCCCAACAAGACCUACUGAAUCUACAACAUCCUCGGUGACAACCUCUCCAACAAUUUCAAGUACAUCUAUCUCCACAUCAAGCACAACCCAAACUACAAUUUCUCCUACAUCUGCGACAACUACCACAAUAAGCACCUCCCAAAUAACUACCCCUAAAACUACCACAACCAGCACACCUGAAACAAAUACCCCUACAAUUACCACAAUAAGCACACCCCAAACAACUACCCCUGCAUCUACAACAGUUACAACAACCACUACUUCCUCUACAACAAGCACAACAGAACUCACAACCAGCCCAACAAGUCCUACUGAAUCUACAACAACCUCGGUGACCACCUCUCCAACAAUUUCAACCACCUGUGUCCCUGUAAAAGAAUGCAAGUGGUCAGAUUGGUUUGAUGUAAGCUACCCUAAAUAUGAAGAGAAUGGGGGUGAUUUUGAAACCUAUGAGAACAUUCGCAAAGAAGGACAUGAGAUCUGUGAUAAGCCAGAUAACAUUUCCUGCAGAGCAGAGAGAUACAAAGAUGUCCCACUGGACCAGCUCGGUCAGAUUGUGACCUGUGAUGUUUCCAGUGGACUUGUCUGUUAUAACAAAGACCAGACCAGCGGAUUCCUUCCUGUGUGUUACAACUAUCAGAUUAGUGUUUACUGCUGUGAAGAACAUUAUGAUCAAGAGGAUUGUAUAAGUACAACCGCAUCUACCACCACAUCAAGCACACCCCAAACAACUACACCUGCAUCUACAACAGUUACAACAACUACUCCUCCCUCUACAACAAGCACCACAGAACUCACAACAAGCCCAACAAUACCUACUGAAUCUACAACAUCCUCGGUGAUCACCUCUCCAACAAUUUCAAGAACAUCUAUCACCACAUCAAGCACAACCCAAACUGCAAUUCCUCCUACAUCUGAGACAACUACCACAAUAAGCACCUCCCAAACAACUACCCCUACAACCACCACAACGAGCACACCUGAAACAAAUACCCCUACAAUUACCACAAUAAGCACACCCCAAACAACUACCCCUGCAUCUACAACAGCUACAACAACCACUCCUUCCUCUUCAACAAGCACAACAGAACUCACAACUAGCCCAACAAGACCUACUGAAUCUACAACAUCAUCGGUGACAACCUCUCCAACAAUUUCAAGUACAUCUAUCUCCACAUCAAGCACAACCCAAACUACAAUUUCUCCUACAUCUGAGACAACUACCACAAUAAGCACCUCCCAAACAACUACCCCUAAAACUACCACAACAAGCACACCUGAAACAAAUACCCCUACAAUUACCACAAUAAGCACACCGCAAACAACUACCCCUGCAUCUACAACAGUUACAACAACCACUCCUUUCUCUACAACAAGCACAACAGAACUCACAACCAGCCCAACAAGUCCUACUGAAUCUACAACAACCUCGGUGACCACCUCUCCAACAAUUUCAACCACCUGUGUCCCUGUAAAAGAAUGCAAGUGGUCAGAUUGGUUUGAUGUAAGCUACCCUAAAUAUGAAGAGAAUGGGGGUGAUUUUGAAACCUAUGAGAACAUUCGCAAAGAAGGACAUGAGAUCUGUGAUAAGCCAGAGAACAUUUCCUGCAGAGCAGAGAGAUACAAAGAUGUCCCACUGGACCAGCUCGGUCAGAUUGUGACCUGUGAUGUUUCCAGUGGACUUGUCUGUUAUAACAAAGACCAGACCAGCGGAUUCCUUCCUGUGUGUUACAACUAUCAGAUUAGUGUUUACUGCUGUGAAGAACAUUAUGAUCAAGAGGAUUGUAUAAGUACAACGGCAUCUACCACCACAUCAAGCACACCCCAAACAACUACACCUGCAUCUACAACAGUUACAACAACUACUCCUCCCUCUACAACAAGCACAACAGAACUCACAACAAGCCCAACAAUACCUACUGAAUCUACAACAUCCUCGUUGACAACCUCUCCAACAAUUUCAAGAACAUCUAUCACCACAUCAAGCACAACCCAAACUACAAUUCCUUCUACAUCUGAGACAACUACCACAAUAAGCACACCCCAUACAACUACCCCUACAACUUCCACAACAAGCACAGCCCAAACAACUACACCUACAAUUACCACAAUAAGCACACCCCAAACAACUACCUCUGCAUCAACAACCGUUACAACAACCACUUCUAUCUCCACAACAAGUACAACAGAAGUCUCAAGCAGCCCAACAAGACCUACUGAAUCUACAACUUCAUCUGUGACCACAACUCCAACAAUUUCAACAAUCACAAGUCCUACAACUAGCAGUGUGACUUUCACUACUACGAUAACACCUGCAACUACAACAUGUACCACUGAAGAAACACCUGACACUACUCCAACGUUCACUCCAAGUGUCUCACCUACACCCACCUGUAUCCCAGUAAUAGAAUGCAAGUGGUCAGAAUGGUUUGAUGUAAGCUACCCUAAAUACGAGGAAAAUGGGGGAGAUUUUGAAACUUAUGAGAACAUUCGCAAAGAAGGACAUGAGAUAUGUGAUAAGCCAGAGAACAUUUCCUGCAGAGCAGAGAGAUACAAAGAUGUCCCACUGGACCAGCUGGGUCAGAUUGUGACCUGUGAUGUUUCCAGUGGACUUGUCUGUUAUAACAAAGACCAGACCAGCGGAUUCCUUCCUGUGUGUUACAACUAUCAGAUUAGUGUUUAUUGCUGUGAAGAACAUUAUAAUCAAGAGGGCUGCAUAACUACAACCACAUCUACCACCACAUCAAGCACAACCCAAACAACUACCACAACGAGCACACCCCAAACAACUACUCCUACAACUACCACAUCAAGCACUCCCCAAACAACUACCACAGCAAGCACACCACAAACAGCUACCCCUAUAAUUACCACAAUAAGCACACCCCAAACAACUACCCCUGCAUCAACAACCAUUACAACAACCACUUAUCUCUCCACAACAAGCACAACAGAAGUCUCAACCAGCCCAACAAGACCUACUGAAUCUACAACAUCCUCGGUGACCACAUCUACAACAUUUGAAACACCAAAAACUCGGCCUCCUACAACUACAACUCCUACAACUAUUACAGGAAUUCCAGUGGAAUUCAUAGUACAAGGAAGUAGUUUACAGCUCAGAAGGGUUUUUCAUGACCAUAGUCCAAAUGAAUUCAACUCUGGCUAUCCAGAGCAAAAAUAUUAUAUCAAACUGAGACAAGUAGUCAUUUAUUUUUCUAUUUCCCAUAUCUUAGAUACAACAACCCCUAACACAACAUCUGAAACUACACCUUCAACAACUCAAGUUUCUUCACCAACUACAUCUAAAACAACAACAAAAACUCCAGCAACCACCACCCCUACUACUACAUCUGCAACCACAACAAUAUAUACAACCACUGAAACAUCGACAUCAGAAACUACAACAAGCACUAGCUCCCCAACUACGACAUCUGAAACUACAACAACAUAUACACCUUCAACAACUCGAAUUUCUUCACCAACUAUUUCUAAAACAACAACAGAAACUCCGGCAACCACCACCCCUACUACAUCUGCGACCACAACAAUAUAUACAACCACUGAAACAUCGACUCCAAAAUCUACAACAAACACUAUAACUCCUACUACUACAUCUGAAACUACAACAACAUAUACGCCUUCAGCACCUCCAGGUAUUUCAUCAACAACAUCUAAAACAACUACAGAAACUCCAACAACCACCACCCCUACUACUACAUCUGCGACCACAACAAUAUAUACAACCACUGAAACAUCGACAUCAGAAACUACAACAAGCACUAGCUCCCCAACUACGACAUCUGAAACUACAACAACAUAUACACCUUCAACAACUCGAAUUUCUUCACCAACUAUUUCUAAAACAACAACAGAAACUCCAGCAACCACCACCCCUACUACUACAUCUGCGACCACAACAAUAUAUACAACCACUGAAACAUUGACUCCAAAAUCUACAACAAGCACUAUAACUCCUACUACUACAUCUGAAACUACAACAACAUAUACGCCUUCAUCACCUCCAGGUAUUUCAUCAACAACAUCUAAAACAACUACAGAAACUCCAACAACCACCACCCCUACUACUACAUCUGCGACCACAACAAUAUAUACAACGACUGAAACUCCAACUCCAGAAUCUACAACAAGCACUAUAACUCCUACUACCACAUCUGAAACAACAACAACACAUACACCUUCAGCACCUCCAGGUGUUUCAUCAAGUACAUCUAAAACAACUACAGAAACUCCAACAACCAUCACCCCUACUACUACAUCAGCGACCACAACAAUAUACACAACUAUUGAAACUCCAACUCCAGAAUCUACAACAAGCACUAUAACUCCUACUACCACAUCUGAAACUACAACAACAUAUACGCCUUCAGUACCUCCAGGUAUUUCAUCAACUACAUCUAAAACAACUACAGAAACUCCAACAACCACCACCCCUACUACUACAUCUGCUACCACAACAAUAUAUACAACGACUGAAACUCCAACUACAGAAUCUACAACAAGCACUAUAACUCCUACUACUACAUCUGAAACUACAACAACAUAUACGCCUUCAGCACCUCCAGGUAUUUCAUCAACUACAUCUAAAACAACUACAGAAACUCCAACAACCACCACCCCUACUACUACAUCUGCGACCACAACAAUAUAUACAACGACUGAAACUCCAACUCCAGAAUCUACAACAAGCACUAUAACUCCUACUACCAUAUCUGAAACAACAACACAUACACCUUCAGCACCUCCAAGUAUUUCAUCAACUACAUCUAAGACAACUACAGAAACUCCAACAACCACCACCACCCCUACUACUACAUCAGCGACCACAACAAUAUACACAACUAUUGAAACUCCAACUCCAGAAUCUACAACAAGCACUAUAACUCCUACUACCACAUCUGAAACUACAACAACAUAUACGCCUUCAGCACCUCCAGGUAUUUCAUCAACUACAUCUAAAACAACUACAGAAACUCCAACAACCACCACCCCUACUACUACAUCUGUGACCACAACAAUAUAUACAACGACUGAAACUCCAACUCCAGAAUCUACAACAAGCACUAUAACUCCUACUACCAUAUCUGAAACAACAACAACACAUACACCUUCAGCACCUCCAAGUAUUUCAUCAACUACAUCUAAGACAACUACAGAAACUCCAACAACCACCACCACCCCUACUACUACAUCAGCGACCACAACAAUAUACACAACUAUUGAAACUCCAACUCCAGAAUCUACAACAAGCACUAUAACUCCUACUACCACAUCUGAAACUACAACAACAUAUACGCCUUCAGCACCUCCAGGUAUUUCAUCAACUACAUCUAAAACAACUACAGAAACUCCAACAACCACCACCCCUACUACUACAUCUGCGACCACAACAAUAUAUACAACGACUGAAACUCCAACUCCAGAAUCUACAACAAGCACUAUAACUCCUACUACCAUAUCUGAAACAACAACAACACAUACACCUUCAGCACCUCCAAGUAUUUCAUCAACUACAUCUAAAACAACUACAGAAACUCCAACAACCACCACCACCCCUACUACUACAUCAGCGACCACAACAAUAUACACACCUAUUGAAACUCCAACUCCAGAAUCUACAACAAGCACUAUAACUCCUACUACCACAUCUGAAACUACAACAACAUAUACACCUUCACCACCUCCAGGUAUUUCAUCAACUACAUCUAAAACAACUACAGAAACUCCAACAACCACCACCGUUACUACUACACCUGUGAUGACAACAAUAUAUACAACCACUGAAACAUCGACUCCAGAAUCUACAACAAGCAUUUUAACCCCUAGUACGACACCGGAAACUACAACCACCACCCCUGCUACUACAUCUCUGACCACAAAAACAUCUUCACCCACUGAAGCGUCUACAAUCUCAACAACUGAAGCUACAACUGUUGAAACUACCACAGUAAAUACACCAUCAGAACCCCCAGUAUAUACCACAACACCAGAGACAACAACUGUGACACUGACUACCACAUCAUCUGAGUCAACAAUAUCCCAAACAACCAUCUAUUCUUCCACCAUCUGCAGCUGUGUACAUGAGGGGAAACCAUACCCUCCAGGUGAAAUAACCAGUGGUGUCUUUAAUCGGACAUACUGCUACUUAAUUACAUGCACUGAAGACUGUGUGAUAAAAAUAACACACUGGAUAUGUGCCGCACCCACCACACCUGAAACAAGUACAGCCACCAAAAAAACACAAUCAACGACAACAGCUACUACCACAAGCACUACAAAGACUCUUGCAACAACUAAACUGCCUGGCUGCCCAUUUGAUCCAUUUCGUGAGCACAAUGAAACCUGGAUGUUGUGUAACUGUACUAUGGCUAGAUGUUUGGAAAACAACACUGUAGAAAUUAUUGAAUUAAAAUGUGAACCUCCGCCCAUGAUCAAAUGUGCCAGUGGGAAACCUCCUAUUGCUGUGCCUGAUGAUGAUCUUUGUUGCUGGCACUGGGAAUGUGAAUGUGUAUGCUCAGGUUGGGGUGAUCCCCAUUAUGUGACAUUUGAUGGGACCUACUAUAGUUAUCAGGGAAAUUGCACGUAUGUCCUUGUGGAAGAGAUUAUUGAGACUGUUGACAAUUUUGGUGUCUAUAUCGAUAACUAUGACUGUGGAGCCAGAGAUCGAGUAUCCUGUCCUCGCAACAUCAUCGUCCGCCAUGAGACCCAGACAAUCCAGAUAAGAGCUAUAGACCUAGACACCUUCACUUUACAGGUUGUUGUAAAUGGUGACAUAGUGGGAACGCCUUAUAAGAAAUAUGGUGUGAAAGUAUACAGAUCUGGCAUUAAUUAUGUGGUGGAAAUACCGGAAUUGAAAGCCAACAUUACCUAUAAUGGCUUGGCAUUUUCUGUGAAAUUGCCAUACAAACGAUUUGGAAAUAACACACAAGGACAGUGCGGUACUUGCACUAACAACCGGACGGAUGACUGCAUGUUGCCUAGUGGAAAGAUCAUAUCAAACUGUGAGAUCAUGGCGGAUGCAUGGGUUGUGCCUGACCCAAGGAAGCCUCAAUGUAGUGGGACCUUACAGCCUACAGGACCUCCAAAAGUCACUGUGCCUUCAACUUCCUGUAAACCCUCACCACUGUGUGAGCUCAUCAAGGCACCGUUAUUUCAACAAUGUCACAAGUCACUUCCACCUGAAAACUUCUACCAGGCCUGUAAUUUUGACAGCUGUCAUGUUCCAAACAGUAACAUUGAAUGCACCAGUCUGCAACAAUAUGCUCUGAUGUGCGCCGAUCAGGGCAUUUGUGUUGAUUGGAGGAGUCAUACUACAGAAUGCAAACUUACCUGCCCUUCACACAAGGUUUAUAAUGCUUGUGGCCCAGCCUUACCUAAAACUUGUCAAACAACACCUGAAGAAGAAGACCAGAUUAAAGAUAAACAAAUUGUUGAAGGAUGCUUCUGCCCUCACGGCACCAUGCCUUUUAGCUCUGCUGUGGAUGUCUGCGUGCAGAACUGUGGAUGUGUUGGUCCAGACAACAUACCUCGGGAGUUUGGAGAGAUCUUCCAGUUUGAUUGCAAGGACUGUGUCUGCAGAGAAGGUGGCAACGGAAUCACUUGUUCUGAACAUCAGUGCCAGGAGAAGACUGAUGUGCUCUGUGAGCUGGAUGGCUUCUACCCGGAGAUCGUAACAAGCUCCACUGAUUCUUGCUGUCAAGAGACUGUGUGCAAAUGUAACCCAAGUUUGUGCACUAAGACACCUCAAAACUGUAAGCUUGGAUAUGAAAUUGUUGGGGAAAUUCCAGAUGGACAAUGCUGUCCUAUCUACCGAUGUGUUCGAAAGAACGUCUGUGUUCAUGGACAUGCUGAAUAUCUGCCUGGAUCUCCUGUUUAUUCUGACAACUGCCAGAUCUGUGUGUGUCCUGCGAAUGCUAGCGUUGAGACAGGGCUACAGAUACAAUGUACCCGUGUUGCCUGCAAUGUUAUUUGUCCAGAGGGCUUUGAACUGAGGAUGGACGCUGGAGACUGCUGUGGUGCGUGCGUGCAGACCCAUUGUGCUGUGGAAAACAACGACAAAUACAUACUACUGAAACCUGGGGAGACGGUGAAUGCUGAAAAUGAUAACUGUACUUUGUAUAGCUGUACUGUGAUUAGAGAUCAGUACAUCACUUCUGUGUCUCAAAUAUCCUGCCCAUUCUUUGAUGAAGCCAGAUGUGAGCCUGGCACAGUCCAAUUUUUACCCAAUGGUUGCUGUAAGAUAUGUAUUGAGAAAAGCUCAUCAUGCAAAUUGGAGAACUUCUAUGACUACAUGAAUGUCAAUAACUGCCGAUCAUCACAAAUGGUCAAGAUGGCUCGCUGUGAAGGAUCCUGCUCAACCUUUUCUAUGUAUUCAGCAGCUGCCAAAUCCAUUUCACAUAAGUGUACUUGCUGCCAAGAGGUGAAAACCAGUGUGAAAAAUGUGAUGUUGCAGUGUUCCGAUGGAAGCAUUGCUAAUCAUCAGUACAUCGAUGUGGACCAGUGUGAGUGUAUCAAUACAGACUGUGGGUCAUCUGACAAUGCAUCUGACAGCAACUCACACGAAGACGAAAUACCUACACGACAGCGCAGAUCCUUAAGGAAAAGGAGACACCCUCACCAAAGGGGCAUUUAAAAUAAAGGAACAUUUAUAUUAACAAAUGAAAAAAAAAGAAUAUAUUGUUUAUGUGUAAGAAAUGUUAUGAUGUUACUUAAAAAUAAAUCCCUCUAUCAUGAAA
This is a messenger RNA of Pelobates fuscus (common spadefoot toad), 18597 nucleotides long. Its product is annotated as mucin-2-like. Gene Ontology annotation, molecular function: protein binding. Bases 15 to 18494 code for a protein of 6159 amino acids. The transcript has 64 exons. Gene Ontology annotation, cellular component: extracellular matrix. Lineage: Eukaryota; Metazoa; Chordata; Amphibia; Anura; Pelobatidae. The record is from RefSeq and is a predicted model, not a curated record.